Saccostrea cuccullata (small rock oyster) is the source of this 966-nucleotide messenger RNA. RefSeq lists its product as uncharacterized. Lineage: Eukaryota; Metazoa; Mollusca; Bivalvia; Ostreida; Ostreidae. The coding region runs from base 1 to 966 and encodes 321 amino acids. The transcript is spliced from 4 exons. The record is from RefSeq and is a predicted model, not a curated record.
AUGGGAAAAGAACGGACGCAGACAAAGAAAUCAGCGGAUGAACCCAGUUCAUAUUGGUGCUCUGUACCUGGCUGUACUGCCGAUGGUCGGAAGAAAGCCAAUUUAGCUGCCUAUCCAUGGAUGAAAGGUGUGACAUUUCAUGCCUACCAAGGACUGCAUCGCAAUCCUUCGCUGCGACGAAGAGUGUCACUGUACUUCAUGAUGGAAGUUUUAUGUAUACUUUUACAAAUUUUAGAACUGCACACAGAUCAUGAAUACAGUAUUGCACACAGAAAGUACCCAGAGUACAGUAAUGCAGAAGUCCACACAGAUCUUUCUGUACAUGACAUAAACAUCAUGGAGACAGAGAGUGCCAGUUAUUCCAAAGGGAAUGUUUUGCGUGAAUUGUUUGUUCAUAAAGCCACAAACUCUGAUGCAUCGGUCAGAAGAUAUUUUGGAUUACCCAGUAUUUCUAUACUUUUGGGUCUAUUCAGCAUACUUGAAAAUGCAUCCAAGAAACUAAAAUAUUGGUCUGGCAAAGAUAGCAUAGAUGAAAAGCGCUAUGAAGAGGACAACGCUAGAAAACCUGGUCCUGAGAGAAAGCUUACAAUGUUCCACGAGUACCUUCUUACGCUACUUAGAAUUCGUCAGGACUUAAACAUAGGUAUUCUUAAGGAUAUUUUUGGAAUAUCGGAGAGUCGUGUGUCCAAAAUCUUCAAUACUUGGAUAAAUUACAUGUAUCGAGUGUUUUCUCCUCAGAUUAAAUGGCCAUCCAUGCAAAAAAUACGAAAAUAUAUGCCCAGGUCCUUUAAGGCAUCAUUUCCUAAUACACGUGUAAUUAUCGACUGUACUGAGGUAUUCAUCCAGAAACCUAGAAGUCCAACAGCUCAAAGCCAGACAUACAGUAACUAUAAGAAUCAUAGUACUUUUAAAGCACUUGUGGGCAUAACUCCAUCUGGAGCAUUUUCCUUUAUAUCCAAAUUUUGA